CUUCGUUGCUUGUUUCUAAUUUCUGUAAUUCUGUCUCCUUGAAGAUUUCAUUCUGUGUGAAAAUUUAGCUUUGAAUAACAACUAAAAACCUAAUAAAACAAUAUUGUGGCCAAAGAAAUUUGUUUAAAAUCUAACGACAAGCUCACAAGAAACGCAGAGACAAUCGAAUUACUAUUUAACAGAAUUUUUUACCAAGAGAGUUAAGAAAUUUCGCUUAAUAUAUAUUUUUUUUUGUGAGCCAUCCCUUCCAGUGCCUGCUGGACCAGGGUGCCAUGGAGCUCCACUUUGCCGGCGAGCCAAUUCCGGACCUGUGCGCCGACAGCUUCACGUGCCCGAAUUGCGGUGAGCUGGGUUUUUCGGCGGACGAGCUGAUGGCGCAUGUCCGGAUUCGUCACAGCGACGCCCGCACUGCCGUCAUCUGCCCGUUGUGCGUGGCGGUGCCGAGCGCCCAUCCGGCCAGGGUCGACAAUUUGCUUAGCCACCUGAGCACCGCGCAUCACUACAGUGCCGGCGGGGGCUUCCGCCUGGCCGGAACCGUGCCGCCCGUUACGCAUCACGUCCUGCCCACCGCCGAGGGGCCCCAGGUGCGCUUCAUAUUGCCGGAUGAGCAGAGUGAAGUAGAAUGGUAAUCAUGAAUCUCAAAUCGCUAUGGUUUUCUUAUUGGAAUUACCAAGAGCAAAACCAAAGACCAGGGAAAAACAUGGAAGAAAUAAAUGAGGAAACCC
Molecule: messenger RNA, 725 nt
Organism: Drosophila kikkawai
Lineage: Eukaryota; Metazoa; Arthropoda; Insecta; Diptera; Drosophilidae
Product: E3 ubiquitin-protein ligase KCMF1-like
Source: RefSeq, a predicted model, not a curated record